Molecule: messenger RNA, 889 nt
Organism: Rhinolophus ferrumequinum (greater horseshoe bat)
Lineage: Eukaryota; Metazoa; Chordata; Mammalia; Chiroptera; Rhinolophidae
Product: chymotrypsin-like elastase family member 3B
Exons: 8
Coding region: 17-826 (269 amino acids)
Biological process (GO): proteolysis
Molecular function (GO): serine-type endopeptidase activity
Source: RefSeq, a predicted model, not a curated record
CAUCUCAAAACUCACGAUGCUCCGGCUGCUGAGUUCCCUCCUCUUUGUGGCCCUUGCCUCGGGGUGUGGCCGACCUUCCCACAACCCCUCCACCCGAGUCGUCAAUGGUGAAGAUGCGGUCCCCUACAGCUGGCCCUGGCAGGUUUCCCUGCAGUAUGAGAAGAACGGAGACUUCCACCACACCUGUGGUGGCAGCCUCAUUGACCCCGAAUGGGUCAUGACUGCAGGCCACUGCAUCUCGAGCUCCCUCACCUACCAGGUGGUGUUGGGAGAGUAUGACCGGGCUGAGAACGAGGGCGCUGAACAGGUCAUCCCUAUCAAUGCAGAGGAUCUCUUCGUGCACCCACUCUGGAACCCCAACUGUGUGGCCUGUGGCAAUGACAUCGCCCUCAUCAAGCUUUCUCGCCCUGCCGUGCUGGGAGACUCCGUUCAGCUCGCCUGCCUCCCUCCUGCCGGUGACAUCCUGCCCAACGAGGCACCCUGCUACAUCAGCGGCUGGGGCCGUCUCGUUACCGGUGGGCCACUCCCGGACAAGCUGCAGCAGGCCCUGCUGCCCGUAGUGGAAUAUGAGCGCUGUUCCAAGUGGGACUGGUGGGGCAGCUCCGUGAAGAAGACCAUGGUGUGUGCUGGCGGGGACAUCCGCUCCGGAUGCAAUGGUGACUCUGGAGGACCCCUCAACUGCCCUGCUGCGGACGGCUCCUGGCAGGUCCAUGGUGUGACCAGCUUCGUUUCUGCCUUUGGCUGCAACACCCGCAAGAAGCCCACUGUGUUCACGCGCGUCUCGGCGUUCAAUGACUGGAUCGAGGAGACUAUGGCAAGCCACUAGACCCACAGCCUGCUUGGCAGUGUCCAUCUACAUUCUGCAAAAACAAAAUAAAGAUAUCUCAGA